Molecule: messenger RNA, 2733 nt
Organism: Penicillium griseofulvum
Lineage: Eukaryota; Fungi; Ascomycota; Eurotiomycetes; Eurotiales; Aspergillaceae
Product: DUF3433 domain-containing protein
Exons: 1
Coding region: 1-2733 (910 amino acids)
Source: RefSeq, a predicted model, not a curated record
AUGUCGAUUAAGAUUUCUUCUCUAAGCAAGAUACUUAAUCUGCACCAGAAGUGCGGAAAUCUUGCAUCUCAAUCGCAACAGAUUGAACACCAAAUAUCUGGGUGGCGGCCUUCCUAUCUUCGACGACGAGUGUUGAUCGUAUUCGUGAUUACAUUCUGUGGAGUCAUAGCUACUCUCGAAAAACUCAACUAUGUCUCCAAAAUUCAUGAUGGAAUUGCCUUUUCAGUCGAAAGCCAUCAUUACCUCUGGACUUACGUACCCACUGCCAUCUUCACUGUUAUCGCGACCUUCUGGUCGCGUGUCGAAUUUCAAGUGAAGCAAAGAGCACCAUGGAAGGCCAUGGCUGAAAAGUUUGGAAAUGCCAUGGAAUCCAUGCUCUUGGACUAUGUAUCCGAGAUCCAGCUGGCAUCAAUCGUCAAGGCUAUACGAAACAAGCACUUUGACGUGGCAGCUGGAGUUGCCUGCUCUGUACUUCUGCGUCUCUUGGUCAUUUUCUCGACCAGUCUUUUAUCAUUACGAAAGGCUCAAGUGCAUCGAUCAUCGGUCCCAACUCAAUUUUCAGCAAUCGGACAGGCUAUUGCCAAUGAAAAUCGAAUUGUCAUAGCACAGCCUUCCCUUCGUGUGGUGGAGGUUUGCCUGAUACUAGGGAUCUUGCUAGCGAUUCUCAUGAUUUUUCUAGAGCCACGCAUGACGAUCGCACCUCGGAACCCGACUUCCAUUUCAUCCAUUGCCGCAAUCAUGGCAAAAAGCAACGAAAUUUGUCAGUCACUUCGCGGGACCGGUGCAACUCCGUUACGCGCGCUUCACUAUAGUCUGAAAGAGAGUCGCUACUAUUCGCAAAUCACCCCCAAGGGAUUCUUGAUCAAAGCAGAAGGAGGUAAUUGCGGAAAACUUGACGACCAAGAACAUCAAACGCCGGCAUGGGCACCCUUUCCUAGUCUCAUUGCUCGGGUUGUCAUCUUCAUUGUAGUCGGAUUGUGUAUUGCAACAUUGGAGACUGCAUUGUAUGUCUCACAAACGAACGAUGGACUGGGAAACAUCUCCUCCAAUGAAUACCACCGUUACAUGUGGACGAUCAUUCCCUCGCUGGUCAUGGGUAGCAUUUGUCUUUUGUUCGGGAUGAUGGACUUCAAUGCCCGAAGCUUAGCACCCUAUGCACAGUUGCAACGACCUGCCGGCGCACUAUUCGAGGAAUCCAUGACGGUGAACUAUCUAGAUUCACUAGCUAUCACCGCCAUGAUCCGUUCAAUCCGUACAAAACACUUUGCUGUUCUAGCUACUACAUUGGCUACCAUGGUCGCCCCGUUCCUAGUCAUCAUCACAAGCGGCUUAUACACUACAAUCGAGGUCCCCCACAAAAUGAGUAUAAACUUCACACAAGCGACCACCUUUUUCAGCGGUAAUUCAGCAGAUGCUGACAGAUCCAGUGAUGCUGGAAUCUCCGGCAUGGUCGUCACCAAGCACAUUCUCCACAAAGAUUUGGAUUUCCUCCGCUGGACCUACGACGAGCUUGCAUUCCCCACACUUUCCAUGGAUACGCCCUCAUCUAGCAAUGAGACAGGGAAUUUAUUCGUGGACAUUCGGAUACCUGCCCUGAGAGCCGCCCCUGCGUGUUAUUUCCAAACCGGCAGGCGACUGCAGUGGAAUUUCACCAAGUCUAACGACGGCAGUGAGUCAAGCUACCAGCUCAGGGUUGUUGCGCCUACCAUGCCCUGUUCUUUGCUAGAUGAAGGCAUGGGAUCAACCUCCUUGAUUCCUUCACUCGCUAUUUUUAAUUCCCAGGGCCUGUUCGGGCAAUCAAGCAUGCUCCCGUGUGGCAACAGCUACAGUUCCAAGCCUGCAACCCUGUAUCUCUGGGGUAAUAUCCAAAGUGAGGCCGUGGAGAGUAUAAGUGCGAUGACUUGUAUUGAAGCCACCGAAACGGUCGAUACCGUAACACGAUUCCAGCUGCCUGAUUUCGACAUCACCGAUGACUAUCCCCCAGUCCCUGACGAGUCAUCUGCGAGAUCAGCCCCAAUUGUUGAUGUCCCAUGGAUCAGUUGGAACAAUUUCAACGCCACAGAUACUACAGCUGAGAACUUAAACCUGGACGAGUUCUUCACAGCGCUAAUUAUGGGCAAGUACGCGAUCCCAGCAGGAAGUCUCAUUGACCCAGACUCCAUUGAUAUGGUCAUCAAGGCAAUCAAGCACCAGGAUAGGAUCCUCAAAGCACAAAUAUUCAACAAUUACUCUCGUAGUGCGGCAGACAGCGCGAUGGGCAAUGCCCCUCUGACCGGGAACAUCACGACAUCAAACCGACUGCGCCUGUCGCAAGAUGCAGUGUCAACACGCGUUCUUGAAGCACUUCUCGCUUCUAUCCUCGUGUUGGGUAUCGUCGGUUCGAUUCUCAUGAACACAGAUCACAUCUUGCUAAAGAACCCUUCUAGCAUUGGCUCCAUUGGGAGUCUGCUCGCUGACUCAAAUAUCCUCGCUCGAUACGAGCAGGUCAUGGGUGAUCCGAAUGAACAGUCGCUUGGUCAGGCUUUCUUCUCCCGUUGUCGUUUUUUUCUCGGAUUUCACGGGGAUGCAUCUGGUCAGGGCAAUCCUUGGCAGCUGUCAGAAGAGCAGGGAUGCGAGAAGUAUUGUGUGUACUUUUCGGAGUGGGAUGGUGAGACGAUGUCAGGUAACGGGUCGAUGUGGUCGAGGAAGGAAUUCCGGGUAAAAGAAACAAGUGUUGGAGAGCGGUCAGUGUGA